Molecule: messenger RNA, 684 nt
Organism: Myotis davidii
Lineage: Eukaryota; Metazoa; Chordata; Mammalia; Chiroptera; Vespertilionidae
Gene: CATSPERH
Product: transmembrane protein 262
Exons: 3
Coding region: 146-682 (178 amino acids)
Source: RefSeq, a predicted model, not a curated record
GGAACUGUUGAGAGGACUCGGUGAGAAGACAUGCAAAGUGUAGAGGUGGGAUGAUGUGGAGACGCUGUCCCUUCAACACAAGACCCUACUGAUCUAUACCUUUAGCCCACUGCCCCUCCACAAUUCAGAGCGCCCCUGGCCACCCAUGAAACUCCUGUAUUGGCUGGAACCAGCCUGUGUUCUAGAAUCUUGUCUCCUAAAUGAUCUCCUGGUUCUAGAAUCCCACGGCUAUUUGAGACGGCACACUCUAGAAGCAGAGGGGUCAGCUGCUCUUCCUGGGCGUCGUCUGCUCGCUCAAGCUCCACCGACCCGAGUCUGUGCUGCUGCCAGGAUGCGAUGGUGGGACCGUAUUGCUGUGCUCUUCCUCCCGAAAGGCAUGAUCCUCACCGUGGCUGCACUACUGCUCUUCCUUAUGCACCUGGGCAUCUUUGCCAGUGACGUGUACAACUUCUGCUUCACCUACCAUUACGACCGCAUGAGCUUCCGCUACACAGUUGUCCUGAUGUUUUCCAAGGUGAUCAGCAUCUGCUGGGCCGCCAUGGGGUCACUCUACGCUGAGAUGGAAGAUUACAAGCUUGUUCGGAGCUUUGCCCUGACCAUCCUGAUGCUCAACGGAACCAUGUUCUUCAACCGUCUGUCCCUGGAGUUUCUGGCCAUGCAGUACCGGGAGGAGAGCCACUGAGG